UGCCUGCAGAGUUUUCCGUCCAGUGUCGGAGUAACAUCGUAAACGAGGACCACCUGACGGUAAGUCCGGACUAAAUGGAAGCAGCGGAGAAAACUCUCACUUACCGAGAUGACACCGGACUUCACAGCAACAAGCUGCUUAAACAUGCUAAAAAGGAGGACAGCAAGGACCAGCACACGGAGACAAACUGCAAGGAGUCCAAUUAUGUGGAUCUGGACAUGAGACCCGACGGGCUGAAGACGGUGAAAGUGACUUUCACCGGAGAGGGGAACCAGCUGUCUGUGAUCAAAGCGGACAGCUCGAAGCAGGAGGAGAGCAAAACCGCCUCGGCCGAGUCCCCGCUGGAAACCCUGACCAAACUCCCCACCGCAGACCCGGACUCAGAGAGCGAGAAGCAGGCUGAGUUGGACUCCAGCGAGUGCAGCGACAGCGGUGAGCUGCGCUACACCGACAUGUGUCUGAACGGCAAGAGCGACCCCGAGCUGUCCGAGUCCCACUACAUCACCACGCAUGAGAUCCAGCUCACCGAGCUCGACCACGACGUGGACUACGACCUGGGCCGCGGGACCCGCUGGGAAUUUGAGGACGGCAACCUGGUCUACGCCUUUGUGGAUUACGCCUCAUUCGAGAGCGACGACACCCAGGAGGGCACCCUGGUCGUGGAGCGCGGCCGGAGCCAGCCGAAGGCGCAGUCUAAUCUUAGCGGAGCGGCUGUCAGCACCGAGCAGGAGGAGAGUGAUCUGUGCGCCAGUUCGGAUGAGAGUCUGUGCAGAACCCAGAGUGGCGGUGACCCGUCUGGAGGGAAGAUCCACCUGUCGAUUAAAACCUCCUCCAGGGCGGUGAACGAUCCCGCAGGCGCGUUAGACAAUAGCGCGCAGUGGUGCGCCAAACACCUUGGAGAUGGGAGCCAUUUCUCUUUUGUGAACCCUGGCGCCAGAGCGGGGCCCCUGUGCGAUAGGGGUCAAUAUUUCAUCCCGGCUCCGGGCCGUCAGCACCUUGCAACCAAACUGAGACGGAAAGAUAUUAAUGAGUAUUCCAGCGGAGCGUCCAGCUCUAUCAGUGAGCUGGACGACGCUGAUAAAGAGGUGCGUAACCUAACCGCAAAGUCUUUCCGAAGCUUGGCAUGUCCGUACUUUGAUGCCAUCAAUCUCAGCACUUCCAGUGAGUCAUCCAUGUCAGAAUACGGCUUGAAUAAGUGGUCAGCUUAUGUGGACUGGAAUUAUGGAAAUAUUACACACAACACCUCCAGUGCAACACUGGAAAUGAAUAAGACAGUGCAGGACAGUAAGAGGAACAACAGAUGCAAAACUGGCAUGAAAGAUCAACAGACAAGAAUCUGUGCCCUGAACAAGAGAAUUACUUCACAGCAGACAUCUUCAGGCAGAACUCUCCAAAUGAAGGAACAGUCAGCACAGCAAGGGGUCACACUAAAUUUUCACUGUAAUGUUGAAUCCAGAACUCCCCGGAGCUCCAAGUGCUUCCAAAAGGAUCGACCCAAUGAAAUGUUGGCCAGAUCGGGGUGUGAGAUGCAGUAUCAUCACACAGAUACCUCGGGGGACACACACAAGAGGGCUAUUUUUGCCUCGAGUCUGCUGAAAAAUGUCAUUUCCAAAAAAAUGCAGUUUGAACAGGAACGCAAAAUGGAGAGGGGAGAAAUCUCAGACACUCACCCCUCAGGCUCCCCCUGUAUUCACUACAGAGAUCUGGAGGGCUUGAAGGAGAGGAGUGAGAGCAGCUUGCAUGGCCAAAACUCAGAAAUAAGAAACUCUGGGAACUCCCCUGAAGAUCACAGAUCCAGAUCCAGCUCCUGUGGGCCUGCAGAGGAGACAAAGGGUGACAGAAAGGCUGCCGAUUGUUCAGGAGAGCAUCAAGAAACACCACAGGAGCCGCAGUCAGGGAAGGAGGCAGAUUCAGCAAGAGAAAGUCUGGACUCUAGCAGCGUUCUGACGAAGCUUCUGUUUGUUCCAAACUGCCAGCUUCUUUCAAAAGACGGAGACCUGGCAGAGGGUUUAACCCCCAACACACCCGGCACAAGUGCAAAGACAUGCGAGAAAGACCUGCAAAAGUUGCAUGAUCAAAAUGCAGAAAGUAAAGAAAAACAUGAGAGGGCGGGGAAAGCACCCGAGAUCAAAAUCUGCCUGAGAAACGUGAAAGAAAACAAAGGCUGCACUCUGAAUAUUGCAAAUCUCCUAACACCCAAAAUCAGUAACAACAUCAACAAAUACAGGGCAGCUGAUAAUGGCAGGUGUCAUAUUUUAUCCUCAGGAGACAAGGCUCCGAGUUUCACCGUCAGAGACAUCAGGGACACAAAGUGCAAAUUUCAGACACCAAUAUAUCACGUCAGGGAUGUGCGUAAGUUAGUGAAAAGCUCGUACCGUUUUGUCUCUUUGAACAGAAGUGACCGUAGAUGUUCCACAGUGGCCGAGGAGAAAACUAAAGUGGAUGCAGAAAAAACAUCCCCAAUUGUGAUCAAAUGCAACUCUGUUAAUACAAACAUUAAACCAGAGUCAGGUGACACAACACGGGCACAAGUGGAGGUAGACAACAUGCCUGACACCUCCUGUAGAGUUGCCACUGUUAAGGCAAGAGAAGGAAAUCCCGAUCAGCCAGAGAUGCAUCAAAAUCUUGAGGCCAAACUGGAAACACAGAGACAGGAUAGAUUCACUGGGGAGACAAAUGAAAGGAGAAAUGACCCCGCAAUGCCAAAACAAGAUGCCCUAGAAAAGCUCAAGGCUGCAGUUAAAACCAUGGAGCAGCUUUACGUUUUUGACAGGAAUGAAUGGAAGCGUAAAACCCAAGCCUCUCACCCGGUCGCAGACAGCCACGUGCUGCCACUCCUCACCGUGCAGGAUCAGGGAGCUGCAGAAGAGCAGGAGGUGAAAAACAGUGGCAGGAUCCCUCAGUUCCUCACAAACGGCAAAGAAAUUCAGAAAAGCCAAGGAGAUAGAAGAUCUCUGAAUAUCAUUCAUGUUCCAUACAACCAUGACACUUUUAAAACACAAUCGCAGCAAAGUAAAACCUUCACCAACAAAAGCGUUCUGCAUUUUGCCAAUAAGAAACACAGCAGCAUAAAUGCACAAGAUUCUGCUUUGCAAGCAUCCACUGUAGUGAGAAGCUCCAAAACGUCGACGAUUAAACCAGCAUCUGUGAAAAUGGUGGAUAAGGAUAACGCCAAAUCCAGUUUCACAGAUCCCACCACUACAAAGGGUUUUCUGGACUCUGAGAACUACCUAACCAUGCCAGGGAUUGGUUGCACGAACGAAACCAAGCUCCUCAAUCAGAAGGGGGAUUCAAGUUUUAGCAAAACAAAUUCAGGUGAUAGCAAGGUGCCAGAGCAAAACAGGUCACAUGUAACCUUGGACUGUCCAUCUGCAACUAUCUACCACCUUCCAACAGCAGCGACAAGUCCUCAAAAGCAGCAGCAGGUGUUACGCUUCUCCCCCUCCAUCAAUAUGUCCCCAGCACCCUCCGGAGGAGAAAUAGUCCCUCAAACCCAGCGCAAGAUGCUCCUGGACCCCACAACUGGACAUUAUUACCUGGUGGACACUCCCAUACUGGCCACCACCAAGAGACUUUUCGAUCCAGAGACAGGCCAGUACGUGGAUGUCCCCAUGCCUCACUCACCCAUCGCCUCCGUACCUUUUUCGCUACCCCCCCUAGCUCUCGCCCCCACCUACGUGGUCUACCCAGGCUUCAUCUCUCCUACGUUGGCAGCCCAGGCGGUGAUGCCGCAGUCCCCCUGUCACUCAGAGGAUGCAGCAGGAGAAAGCAUCAAAAGUAAUCAGAUGAGCCCAGAGAAGGCUUACUACAGCGCAACGGCAGAGGCUCAGCAGGGGCCGCUUCAUCUGCCGCUGUCCACUAAAGGAGGGCCUGGAAGCUCUGACAAAAAGGCACUUAUCAGCAUCACAACACAGCAGGGUCCAAGAAUCAUCGCUCCACCCUCGUUUGAUGGGAAAACUAUGAGCUUUGUGGUUGAGCAUCGGUGACCAAGAGGACUUCUCUUCACAUAUAUAGCUCUGCUGAGGAAUCCGCCUUCAUUCACUGUAAGUGGAGUUUUCAUCCUGUGACCCGCUCUCUGGACAACUUCCACCAUCAGCCCUUCACCUGCCUCUCUCUGUUCUGCCGUUUGUUUUUGUGUUUUGUUUUUUUUCUGUAUGCAUUGUAGCACUUUAUAGAUAUGAAUCGUAGAGAUACUUUCCAUUCAGGUGAUGUGUAGAUUGGUCUGUAUUCAAAUACCAUGUGUGCCCUGCAGUCUAUUCAAAAGGAAACAGUCACAAUAAAAUGUUAUUUACGGCCAAUCUGUUUUAUUAAUACGUUAAUGGUAAUAUGUAUUUAAAGUUAGACUGUGUUUAUUUGAUAAAGCACAAUAUACUCACAUGAGUAAAAUUUAUGUACAUAAAAAAUAAAAAGUAGCAUCAUUAAAGUCAGAAUGUUUGUUUCUAGAACAUGGUAGUCUUCUGUCACCUGCUUGAUGACAAUAAACACUAGAUAUGCUAUUAUUAACUAUCUAAUCCAUAAUGUCAUGGCUCUUAAUAGAGGGAUCAUAAAGGUAUAAUUUAAUACAAACCAAAUUUAUUGUCGAGACACAUUUGCUUGCUAGCUUGUGCUCUUAUCACUAUUUUAUUGACGGUUUGCUAAAAACACAACUAAAAAGAAAAGUUUCUGAUUUCAGCAGAGAAAUUGUAGCAAACUGGAAGUUAGAUUUUUCUCUUCCUGGUCGAUCCGUUACUGAAGGUCACAAGGGGAACAGAGUCAGUCACAAAUUCAAAACAUUCUUUCUGGGGAAUCCUGCUGUUUGAUGUUACUGAAAUCCUGGAGCGAUCACAUGUUGUCACCUGGUUGCUUUAAUGUAUUUAUGGUGACCUAGAAGAAAAAUAAUUUGUGUUUUUGUUGUCAAGGAUAUUCUAAAUGAAGUAGAGAUUGCCCAUUUGAAUGAGGCUUAAAUAAAAUAAAUAAAGUUAGAUAUUUAUUAUCAAAAUUCUAAUUAUUUUUGGAAUAACUAAAAUCAGAAGAUUGCUGCAAUGUGCAUUUAAUGUGAACGCUGGGAUGUUUGGAAAAUGCACCAGCAGCCUUUGGCGGCAUAUCAUAGCGGUGUGGUGGUUUGAGGCAAAUAGGGGAAAAUUAACUAUUGGAAAGCCAAUGACUGACAACUCUAAUGUUGGGUAGGGUGGCAUACCAGACCUUACACCCCAUCCAUAUGUUUGUAUUUUCUAGCUUUGACCAAUAAGUAGAAAAUAUCCAGAGCAGUUGUCCCAGUGCAGCAUCUUUGUUUCAUUUGUAGGUGGUUUUGACAAGCUUGGAAGCAUUUUACUAUGGUAUUUCCCAUCUGUUUGGCAAAAAUGCAAUUGUUGAAGUACCAAGACUUGAACAUUUUGAGGUUUCUCACCAAUUAAGACUGCCACUCCUGUUCUAAAAUCUGUGUGGUCAAAGUUUCCUCAGGAGCUAAGUAGAUUAAAUGCUGAGAAAUAAGCUGUUUUUGGCUUGUGAUGCUAAAUAAAAAUAUGUUUCUAGUGUGAAGACUAGAAACCUGAUGAUGAGUAGGUUUGGCAUAACACAUUUCUGAGAUUUGAGCUUUACCUAAUGAAUGAUGUCUAUAAACCUAGGCACCAGUUUAAACUCAUGAAGAUAAUAAAUUAAGGAUAAAUUUGAUAUUUUUGAAAGAAACUCAGCUUAAUCAUCCUUCAAAAUAAAACUCCGGUCUUUCAAGUUUAAGAGAGGCUGGUGUUAGAGUUUGUUUCUCUAGGCUGAUGUUGACUCAGCAUAGAUAUAAUUGUAUAUAUGUGCAACAAUUAUUACUUUUUUAUGUGACACAAUGGUAUAAUUCAGACAUGGUAAGUUAUUUUAUUGAACUGAGUAGCUUUAAGCAAAUCAUCUCUCUCUAUUGGCACACAUAUAUAUAGAUAAAUAUAAUUCUGACCUAUCAAUAAUAUCUAUUGGGCUCUUGUUCAGAUUCCUGUGGAGGCAUUCCUGACACAUCCAAGUAGAAAUAAAAGAUCAGAGGAUGGGCCCAGAAUACUCUGAAGGAGUUACAUACCCUGUCCUGCACUGGAAUGUCUCAAGGUCCUCCAGGAAAAAACUGGAAAUGUUGCUGAAUGGAAAGAGUCAUGGACCAGCAGAGGGGAAAAAAUGUCGUAUUAGCCCAUGCUGUACUAUACUUUGGCAUACAGUAUCAGCAUGCCAAAGUGUAAAAUGAACGUUGAAUCCCCAAAAAGUAAUGACUCCAAAGUCUAAAUAGAUAUGGACUUGUUAGAGUUGUCUUAAUAAAAGAUGAGAUCAUGUGGAUUACUGCUGGGUAAAAGUCCUCUAAACUACUUUCAACAGUGUAGUUUUGCAUAAAAAAAGGCUUUAAACACUUGUGAUCUUUCACACUUAUCUGAGGAAAGGGACCAUUUACUGAAUGUUGAAUCACUCCAGACCUUCUGCUGCAGUGUGUCUGGUCCAUUACAUGUGUAAAAUCAUUACAUUUAUUUUCAAGUAAACAACAGUCAUUUCAAAAGAAUCUGGUUUUCCUUUGUGUGCUGCCACUAAACCCUUCCACAGUAACCUAUUGGUAUCAAUCAGCUUUUCUGCUCACAUCAACUCCUUGUUGCGGCCAGUGAAAUGCGCCUUAAUGCCCACCAGCAUGAUGUAUAAAUGAAGUGUUUUAUUAUUAUUAUUAUUAUUAUUAUUAUUAUUAUUAUUAUUAUUAUUAUUAUUAUUAUUAUUAUUAUUAUUAUUAUUAUUAUUAUUAUUAUUAUUAUUAUUAUUAUUUCCUUGAUGCACACCUCUUGCUUUUACUGUUGAGGUGAGAUGAGUAACACUAUGCAUGUUGCUCAGAUGAAAACAGAGCUUCGACUCAGAUUUAGCACUGAGCUCAGGUCACUAUAAGUAGCGUCGGGCCUAAUGAGUCGGAGCCAACUGAGACAUUUACAGGAUAACUUCCUCUAUUUGUCUUGGUUCAGUUUACACUUUUGUGUAAUGAGAUGGGAGUGGGUGUGCUCGCGUCUGAAUGUGUCCGUGUUUGUGGUCGCGAGCUAUGCGUGGCAUUCGAGCAUUCUGUGAGCACAACGAGGAGUUGCGUUACUUCCCUGCAAACAGGAUCGCACAUGUGUACAUGUGUGAAGCGUGUCUUUACGAUUAGCACACACUGUAAUACCAGGUUUUAAAGACACUUUAGAGCGAGCUGUUUGGUGCAAAACUAUAAUUACAAUUACUAUCCAAAAUGAAUUAAUGAGGGGGGGUUUUUCCCCCUCCUUGAUUCUGUCUUUUUCGAUAUUUAAACAAGAAUAUUUUGAUUCUUUUUAAUACAUUUUCUGUCCUGUUUCCCACUGAAUAUGCAGCAGGGCCUCAUUGGUCUUUGUGCUAACAUGAACCAGCAUCCCUCUGAGCAUAAUACCAACUGUAGAUUUGCUAUUUGCAGAAUAUUUCAAAACUAAGCACAAACUAAAAGGUAUUUGGAGCUGCUGGUCAGUCUACUUACCUCCGUUUAAAAUACAUAUCGUUUCCCAAACUCGUGCCCUAAAAGUUUAUUUUACUAAGAUUAGUCCAGGUUUUGAACACAUUUUGUUAACUUUUCUGAAGGGUUUGCUCUCAAGAGCCUAAUUGACAGUGCAAUGUUUGAUGCAGUUUGAGGUGCAUUGUAGCCUGAAGCUGUUGGGAACAGUUUAAAUCAAGCUACUGAGACCUAAACAACCUGUAAGAAAACAAACACAGAUCACCUGAAAACUUGACAUGGCGUUUCCAGUGUUGGAUGACUGAAAAAAAAAUUGCAUUUCUCUAAUUUUUAAGAUCUUUUAAGCUCAUUUUACUGGAACGUGUGAAAUUUGAAAUGUAAAUUUUAUUUCAUUUUAUUUUCUAAAUAUUGCACUUGGGCGGUCACCAAAAAAUAACAGCACUAACUGUAAAUGGCUGUAACCGUGGGUGACAAAAGCACUAUUGAGACAUUUUUAUCUACCAUUUUUAUUCUUUAUGUAAAGAAUAAGAUGCAGGUUAUGUUAUACAGUACCUUCCAAAAGUAUUAAUACCUUUGGUCAAAAUAUUUUGUUGGAAUUUUAUGUGAUAGAUCAACAAUAAGAUGUCUAGUACAUCUUAUUGUUAUGCGCCAUAAGGGGAAUAAAGGGAAUACAAUGCUGCAAAAUAAUAAUAAUAAUACUUUUUUUUUUACAAAUAAAUAUUUUUAUUGGUGAACCUUUGACCCUGUCUCAGGUCAAAGGUUCACCAACAGGCCUGUCUUUAGCGCCACCCAUCUUCCCUGUUGUGAAAGAACAGCACUCCCACAGCAUGAUGCUGCCACCACAAUGUGUCAUGUUGAGGAUUGUGUGCUCAUGAUGAUGUUGGUUCUUCAUCACACAACAUUUUGCAUGGAAUAUCAAAACAAAUGAGGAUGUUUUGGUUGAAUAGCCCCUUUCAGCCCCUCUCCUAUUGUUUGAAAAUAAAGUAAAUUUUUUUUCUCAGACCUCACAAUUAUGUCCUCCUUGGCAUUAAUCUAUCAAAUAAAAUCCUAAUAAACCUUUCAAGAAUGUGGCUGUGAUGUGUUGAAAGGAUAAAAUAGGAUGAAUACAUUUGCAAGGCUCUGUAUGUUUUGAAACUUUGUCAAGGAGAACUUCAGGAUCAUGGCAUCGCGUGUGAAUGACGCAUCAACGCAGGAGCACUUCUUAUUUUUUGCUUUCAAAAAUGAGGCAUACAGAGAGGAUAAUCUGUCUGAAAUUGGUGUCAUUGCUGAAUUAAGCAGCAUAUGAAUCAUGAAUCAUAAAUGGUGCCGGUGAUGUUCUGUACUAUUCACAUGCCAUGUCAUGAUAUCUGACGGGAUUUCAGGGUUAAACAUGGGAAAAUGACAGCAUCAGUGUUUUGUGUAGCGGACGAGGAAAGUGUUAACGUGAGAUGGUCUGAGAUACGUGUAUACAGAAGGUUUAAAAAUAAGUCGCACAGGACUGAACUCUGUUUGAAUUGAUGCCAUCACUGAUUUAAAACUGCCGUCUGUGGCUGUGAAGAAGACAAAGGUCAGGAUGAAAAGGAAAGGGAAAAUUCUUUGAAAAGGGAAAGUGAAUGCAAAUUUAGCAUUUCCUGCAACAUUCGCUGUACUGAAAAGAAUAAGUGUGAUGGAUGGAUGUAAUGUAGACUGAUACAUUUACAUUUGUUUGCAAUAAAUGUAAAAAUGCGAGACACUGAAA
This is a messenger RNA of Gambusia affinis (western mosquitofish), 9149 nucleotides long. RefSeq lists its product as uncharacterized. The record is from RefSeq and is a predicted model, not a curated record. The transcript is spliced from 2 exons. NCBI's taxonomy places the organism in Eukaryota, Metazoa, Chordata, Actinopteri, Cyprinodontiformes, Poeciliidae. The coding region runs from base 75 to 3986 and encodes 1303 amino acids.